AUAGACCCAUGUUAGACAUUGGGGAUUCAUUGUGUCGUAUGUAUACGGUUAACGUCUUUAAAGAAGCAGGUCUCCCGUCGUAUGGUUGGCUGCAGAAUAUUAUAUUUCUUGUAAGGGAGCAACGAAGUUGUCAAAGGUUUCUGUCACAGUUCUUUAGGCAAUCCAGGGCCUCCGGGGUGAGGUUGUGGAUGAGUUCGUUACCUCCGAAUGAGCGGGAGGCGUACGGAUUGAUGAUGUAUUCCAGUGUGUGGUGUAUAACUUCCGCAGUCAUAGUGGGCUGCUUUUAAUCUUCCACUUGUUGUGGAGGAGAUAAGCGCAGUUACCUUGAGGUGAGAGAAGCAGAUGGAACACAUUGAGAUUCUUGGGCUCAUGUAGAGGGCUAAAUGGCUUUUUAGAAUAGGGUGAGACCGUAUUGAGAGCAACUGUGUUGUACAAGGAGAGAUUGUCUUUAAAGAACCACGUGAAGCUUCACUGACAUUAGUUGCCUACAGGGACUGUCUUCAUAUAGCCCGUUGAUGGCAGUUUAAGAUUCACGAUGAUAGCCACACGCUGGGACUGUCUCUUUAUAACCAUGUAGAGCUGUCUCCUACAGGAGGUAACUUGCUUUAUAGAACUAGGUGAGGCCCCCCUAUACAGCUUACUUGAACCUGUGCCUAACUUGCUCUGGCACUUCUUGCUCUCAGAUUAUAUUUGCGCUGUUUAUUUGAUUCGUGUGUAUUUAAUUUACGUCUGUUAAAUGCCUCUUUUUUCGUGCAAUGUUCUCGAAGGACCCUGUAUUCGUUCUCUGCAAUAUUUGAUGUGUUUUUUUUCUUGUCGCUGUGUUCACACACCACCCAGCUCCCUUCUAAAAUUGCCGGGCAACUGGCUAAACAGGAUUAUCCGUGCAACAAAUAAAAUAAGCUCAAACUCAAAACCCAUUGAUACUUCCACUUGCAGCGAGUGAUUUCUUACAUUAAACCACGUUCGUUUUUACUUUGAGAUGACCAAUUUUGAAAAAUGAAUCAUUGUCCCUUCUACCAUUGCUUGAACUGUGUGGUGCAGUGUUAUUGACUGGUCUGUGGAAUAAGAAAGUGCAGUUGUCAUGCAGAUGGGGCUCUUUGUAAACGCUCUUCACUGGAACAUUUCCCCUUGUGGAGUGCACACUGUCACUCAUUACCCUACGCUAAUGAAUGCGCAUUGGCCUAUACUUCAUUUUGUACAUGCAAAAAGGGUUUGUUGUAUAACAAUAGGUUUUACCCUUUCCUUGAAAAAUGAUUCUGUUUGGUGUUUUAACAUCUUAACACACCUGCUUUAUUGCCAGGUAGGGUAAAGCCUAUUGUUAUAUUUUGAUACUGGCAAGAAAGAUCCCGUAGGGUUUGUUGUAUUAUGUGCGGAUGAUGUCACGUGUGUUUCAUGGUGUUCCUCGUCUUGGUUAAGUGGAUGAUGUUGAGAAGGCAUUUGUUGGAAACCCAUCCAAUGAGGUUUCAGGCUCAAUCCUUUGUCUUCGCAAGUGAAAUUGGUGGUGUUGGCACACAUGCAGAGCAGUGGGAGGAAGAGAUGUUUGUGGGGUUAUCACUGAAAUAUGUUUUCAACUGAUGUAAAAAAAAUACAUUUAAACACUACCUGUGUGUGUGUGUUUUUUGGCCCCAUACUUUUUAGAAGUAAGUGCAACUGUGAGUGCAUGUGGAAGGCACAUCUUUGAGGAGUGCGAUGAAAGAUGCAGCUUUGGGAAGUGUCCCUUCCUCAACCUGGGAAAUGAAGGUUGUUGGACCAGCUGCCCCAGUCUAGGCUUGUCGCGUCCAGUUUAAUUUGCAGUCUCAAACAGUUGGGGAACACUCAUUGCUUCAAGGGGACUCUUGGAUGUUGUUUACUCAUUCAACCCACGUGACGUUUGCAAACUCUUGUCAAAAAAAUAUGGAGCGAGGGAAGCAGUAGCCACCAUCGUGAGGCGCAGCUGAUGCAAACGAAUUCACCAACAUCGGCAGCGCCGCCUUGUCCCCCACGCUCGCUGGCAUCCCACCCUGCGCCGCCAUGCUCCGGCUCGGGGCUCCGUAGUCGCGUGGACGCGCAGCGGCGAGCAGCGACGGCGGCGCCGCCACCACCAUGGGGAGCGCCUCCACCAAGUUCCGCAAGGCGCUGCAGGCGGGCGACGAGGGCCUGGCGCUGCAACUCUACUACACCAAUGUGCCGCUCGCCCAGCAGCUCGACCCCAAUGCCUCCUACGGGGAGGCCUACGACAACAACACGGCGAUGCACUACGCCACGCGGCAUGCCAUGCCCCGCCUGCUCUCGGUGUUCUUGAGGGAGAAGGAAGGCAAUCCCAACAAGCGGAAUGGCCUGGAGGAGACGGCCCUGCACUGCGCCUGCACACCGCUGGCGGUGCUCAUCGUACCGCCUUCGGGCCAGCAGGAGGAGCGCCGGCUGCUGUGUCUGCGCAUGCUGCUCGACUGGCAGGGGCCCCUGCUCGGCCCGCAGCAGCGCGAGCGCGCCAAAGUCGACGCACGCGACCACCACGGGAACACGCCGCUGCAUUACGCCGCCUGCUCCGGCAUGAAGCGCUGCGUGGAGUUGCUGGUGGUGCGUGGAGCGUCGCUGUUCGUGGAGAACGAGGACGGUGCCACCCCAUGCGACCGUGCCGAAAUAAACCGGCACUACGAGGUCGCGCUGCACUUGGAGUCACGCAUGGUGCUGGCGCAGGAUUACCCUGACGGGGAUGGGGACGAACCCCAGGAGCCGCUCGCUUCCGGUUGUCGAGAGCCGUUCGAGGGCCUCCGUGCGCAGGAGCUGCGGGAGCUCAAGGACCUGCUGAUUGUGGAGACGGCCGACAUGCUGCAGGUGCCACUCUUCACCGCCGAGGCCCUGCUGCGCUCCCACGGCUGGGACCGAGAGCGGCUGCUAGAGGCGUGGAUGUUGAACUCUGACGAGUGUUGCCAGCGCUCGGGGGUGCAGCCUCCUCCGCCACCCCCCACCGGGCAGAACAGCUGGGGCACCAUCCCCGACUCGCGGCCGCCCCUGCGCUCGCCCAUCACCCCGCCCGGCGACCUGCGACACGGGCUGAGCACGUGUGAGAUCUGCCUGGGACGGAUGCCCGAGUCUGAUCCUGUGGAUGUCCCUUGCGGGCAUCUCUUCUGUAAGAAGUGUUGGGAGGAGUACCUGAAUAUGAAGAUCCAGGAGGGCAAGGCGCACAGCAUCCUCUGCCCAGCCUAUGACUGCUAUUCGCUCGUGCCCAUUGAGACCAUCGAGGUGCUGGUGUGCAGAGAGAUGGCGCGCCGAUAUCUCCAGUUUGACAUCAAGGCGUUCGUGGACACCAACCCUAGCAUCCGGUGGUGCCCGGUGCCCCGCUGCGAGCAGGCGGUGCGCCUGGCUUUGCCCGGCGCCGCGGGCGGCUCAGCCGCGCGUGCCCACACCCCCACCGCCGUCGACUGCGGCAGCGGACACACGUUCUGCUGGGAGUGUUUGGGAGAGGCCCACGAGCCGUGCGACUGUGGCACCUGGAAACAGUGGCUUCAAAAGAUCGUGGACAUGAAGCCAGAGGAGCUGAGCGGCGUGAGCGUUGCAGCGGAGGAUGCUGCCAACUGCCUCUGGCUCAUCUCCAACUCGAAGCCAUGCCCCAGCUGCAAGUCUCCUAUUCAGAAGAACGAUGGGUGCAACCAUAUGCAAUGUACUAAGUGUAAGCACGACUUCUGCUGGAUCUGCCUGGAGGAGUGGAAGAAGCACAGCUCAUCCACGGGCGGCUACUACCGCUGCACGCGCUACGAGGUCAUCCAGGCCGUGGAGGACUCGUCACGGGACGUGGCAAACGAGGCUGAGAAGAAGCACAAGAAGUUCCAGGAGCUUGAUCGAUUUAUGCACUACUACAGCCGCUUCAAAAACCAUGAGCACAGUUACAAGUUGGAGCUGCCACUGCUGCAGACGGCACGAGCCAAGAUGGAGAUCCUGCGGAGUGCACUGGAGAACAUGGAGGGCGUGGACACCAGCUUCAUCGAGCACGCGGUGCAGGAGCUCCUGAAGACGAGGCGGGUCCUGCGCGGCUCCUACGGCUACGGCUACUUCCUGGAGCCGCACAGCACGCAGAAGGACAUCUUUGAGCUCAUGCAGAUGGACCUGGAGAUGCUGACGGAAGACCUCGCGCAGAAGGUGAACCGGCCGUACCUGCGCACGCCGCGGCAGAAGAUCGUGCGCGCCGCGCGCCUCGCGCAGCAGAAGCGGCAGGAGUUCCUGGCGUCCGUGGCGAGGGGCGUGGCCCCGCCGGACUCGCCGCCGUCUUCUCGCAGGCUCGUUGGGCGGCCGUGGGAGUGGGAGUUCCUGGGCUUCUCUUCUCCAGAGGAGUACGAGGAGGUGUUGGAGCGGCGCAGGCGUCGCAGUCGAAGAGGAGACCCUCGCAGCAGCCACAGCCACCUCACUGACCCAGGGCUCCGCGAGGAGUCGUCCACCGACUCGCCUCUGAGUGGACGGAGGGCUCGCCGCAUGGAGAGCUCUCGCUCAUUCAGCCACGUGAGCAGCCUCUCUCUGCCGGAGUACUCCCCACCCAGCCUGCCGCGCCUGCGCCGCUCACACGUUCCAGGCUUCUUGGAGGAGGAGGACGCGGACAUGCUGCUGGCCAUCCAGCUGUCCCUGCAGGAGCUGGAGCCUGCGCGCCCGCCGGCCCCACCAGGGCUCUCUCCCUCCGCGUCGCCCGGCCCCUCUGACGGCACGGACACCUGGCCCGACGGCGGCGCGCGGCUCUCCUCCUCGUUCCCUUUGACCUCUAUGCCCUGGCCCCAGACCACGGCUUCUACCCCCUCCCACGUGUGGACAGAAAUAAAGGCCGCCGCCGCCUCCGCCGAGGCGGCCGCCGUGCGGGACGACUACAGCCUGGAGUUUGGCAGUGCCGAGGGCUCCCUGGGCGGCUCGGCCACGGUGGCCGAAGAUUUGGCGGCCGGGGGCGGCUCGGACCUGCUCGACAACCUGCUGGCUUGGUUCCACGACACGCACUCGCAGCACCUUGCCUCGAUCCCCACCCUAGGGGCGGCUGCCGGGGAACUCUCCCCCGGCAGCCCGGAGAGCCAGGCCCUGCCGCGCGCAGCCGCGAGGGCCGAGCAGCAGCCCCACGGAGCGGCGGCGGCGACUGCCGCUGCCAGGGAGGGCCCCGAGGUUGGGCGAGAGGAGCCCUAUGCGGACGAGUGGGAAUACUCGGCAAGUUUACAAUUGGGCGGAGACGGGAGCGACGCGGAGGCGAGACUUGCACCGGCGAGGACCUCCUCUCCCUCUAAUGACCCAGACCUUGCACUCAUCCUGCUGCGUCUGCAGGAUCAAAAGAAUAAAUGACUCGAGUCACUUUAAAAUGGGCAGUCUUUUGUGCACGAUACACAAAGAAGCCACAACUGUCAAUUGGCUUACGACAAAAUUUUCAUCAAGUAAUCUGAAUAAUUUCAUUGUAAUUUAUUCAAAAUAUUGUUUGGUCUGUUGAUGUGUGAAGAAACAUUGACUGCAUGGUGUUCGCCACAUCACCCAUGACAAUGAGUGAUCUUGGACUUUGUAAUUAAGAGUGAACAAAUUCACUUUUUUUGUGGACCAAAUCUCUCAUCUGAAAUCUGAGUAGUGGGGCUGAGCAGUGCUGUUUGACUACCAGCGGGCACUGCUUUCUCUCCCCCUUAUACCCUGCCUUGUGAUAUUGAUUUUACCCACAGGGGUAUUUAAUUUAACUGAACUCUUGAAUUUGGUCCUAUUUCAUAACUUGGACUCUGCUUAUAAUUUUCUUUAUCGGUGUGGUUAAUGCACUUAAUCCACGGUGCAUUAUGGUUUUACAGUGGAAGUCUUUCAUUACAAAGUAAAGCAAUGUACUGUAGCGUACAAAGUGCAUGUGUUGGUGCAAAUGAAUAAGUGGAAAAUCCUUUAAUUUACAUGGCAGGGGCUUUAAUUUCAGUGCCAUCAUUACAAAUGACAGCACUUACAAAGAACAUACUAUGUUAAUUAAAAUAUCUUGUUGCAUUGCUUAUUCAGUCAUCCCCUGCAUUGGAAAUCACUGGAGCUUGGGUUAAUUGUAGUGGUGGGGUUUCGCCAGGGUUCAAGUCCUUUUAAAAGUGGUAAAUUCAAUUAUCUCAAUAUAUUUGCCAAUGUGUUACACGCACAAUGAAACGAGGGUGUUUGGCUCCUCAGCCCCUUCUACUGAUGCCGUGUUGUAUUUUUGAUACACCGUUUCCUCAGUUAAAGGCCUACUUGUAGUCGACAGGCCACAUUUAACAUUCAUUUCCCAAAGUUAAUUUGUACUAUUGGUGGUUUUGUUUCUACCUGAACUACGCAUUGGCUUUUAUAAUUUUUACACGAUUUGGUCUGCCAAAACUGGCAGGAUGGAGCAAGUUGUUUUGGCUGCAGGACCACCCACUGAAGCGUUAAUCCGUCACCUCAUUUCACAUGCGGUCGGUUGGGCCCUUUCUGAAUUCAUAUAUACACAAGGCCACCACCAUGUCCACUACCUCCACCCUGCAGCAUUCCGGUGCUGUGGACCGUUAUCUCUGAACACUGGUUGAGUCGCACAUCAAAAAAUGUUACAAAAGAAAUUGCCAAACUCUUGAGCAUCGUUAAAUUAGUAUUGAAAGUGGGACUUUCCCAGUUGAACAAAUAACCAUCCCAAAUGUUAGCAUCGACUUCGAUAUCCUUUUAUGAAUAAAAUCUACGUUUUUUUACAUCCAA
Messenger RNA from Petromyzon marinus (sea lamprey), 6651 nucleotides. The record is from RefSeq and is a predicted model, not a curated record. Lineage: Eukaryota; Metazoa; Chordata; Hyperoartia; Petromyzontiformes; Petromyzontidae.